Polypterus senegalus (gray bichir) is the source of this 2545-nucleotide messenger RNA. RefSeq names its product cytochrome P450 20A1 (gene cyp20a1). Bases 130 to 1512 code for a protein of 460 amino acids. The transcript has 13 exons. The record is from RefSeq and is a predicted model, not a curated record. NCBI's taxonomy places the organism in Eukaryota, Metazoa, Chordata, Cladistia, Polypteriformes, Polypteridae. Gene Ontology annotation, cellular component: membrane. Gene Ontology annotation, molecular function: iron ion binding; heme binding; oxidoreductase activity, acting on paired donors, with incorporation or reduction of molecular oxygen.
CACCGAGGUUCGGCUCGGCCAUCGACAGCGCUGCCUGCAGAGCUGCUGACGCGUUAAGGCCGGCUAGUCGAACACGGAAGUGAAGACGUGGUGCUGCUGUUGCCGCCGAAGACUCCGCUGCACGGCACGAUGCUGGACUUCGUGAUCUUCGCCGUCACGUUCCUGCUGCUGCUGGUCGGCGCCGUGCUCUACUUGUAUCCGGCAUCAAGAACAGCUCUGGGAAUUCCUGGCCUCACACCGACGGAAGAGAAAGACGGGAACCUGCCAGACAUUGUGAACCGGGGCGGCCUUCACGACUUCCUGGUGGCGCUGCACGAGCGCUAUGGCGCGGCCGCUUCCUUCUGGUUUGGAAGGCGUCUGGUGGUCAGCCUGGGCUCUCUGGAGCUUCUGCAGCAGCACAGCAAUCCCAACCGGACAAUGGAUCCUUUUGAAACUGUGCUGAAGCCCUUGUUGGGCUAUCAUGCCAGUGACGGUACAGAGGGCAUCGUUCGGAAGAAGAUGCACGAGACGGCUGUCAGCAAAACUCUCCAGAGCAACAUCUCUCUCCUGAACAAGCUGGCUGAUGAACUGGUGGACAAGUGGGCAUCUUACCCAGCUUCCCAACAUGUGCCACUGUGUCAGCACCUGUUAGGCUUUGCCAUGAAAGCGGUCACCCAAACAACCAUGGGCAGCAGAUUCAUAGAAGACAGGGAAGUGAUUGAAUUCCGCAAAAACCACGACACGAUCUGGUCAGAGAUUGGAAAAGGCUUUCUCGAUGGGUCUCUUGAGAAGAGCUCGACAAGGAAGGCACAGUACGAGAAGGCCGUGAUGUACGUGGAGACGGUGAUGAAGGACAUAAUCAAGGAGAGGAAAGGAACAAGCUGCCCUCAGCACAUUUUCAUGGACACCUUACUGCAGGCCAACCUCAGCGAGAGGCAGGUGCUAGAAGACAGUGUCAUUUUCUCCUUGGUGGGCUGCAUCAUCACAGCUAAUUUGUGCAGCUGGGCAGUGUAUUUUCUGUCCACCGUGGAAGACAUUCAGGAGGAACUGCACCGUGAGCUGGAAGAGGUCUUGGGCCAGGGGCCGGUGACACUGGACAAGUUAGAGCAGUUGAGGUUCUGUAGACGAGUCCUUCAUGAGACCGUCCGAACUGCCAAGCUGACCCCUGUGGCGGCCCGUGUGCAGGAGCUGGAGGGACGUGUGGACCAACAUGUCAUUCCUAAAGAGACCCUGGUUAUCUAUGCCCUGGGUGUGGUGCUGCAGGAUGCUGCCAUCUGGCCCCUGCCUUACAGGUUUGAUCCUCAUCGAUUUGAUGAAGAAUCAGAAAGGAAGAGCUUGUCCCUGUUGGGUUUCUCCGGAAGCCAGGAGUGUCCAGAGCUGCGGUUUGCCUAUGUGGUGGCGACAGUGUUACUCUGUUCGCUGCUGAACAGACUGAAGAUCUGCCAGGUGUCCAGCCAGGUUGUGGAAACAAAAUGUGAGCUCGUGUCAUCCCCAAAGGAAGAGGCCUGGAUCUCGGUGAGCCGCAGAAGCUAGAGGAGGAAAUCCUCAAGGACACUUCCAUUGAGCACGCUGGACUGUACAAGAUGGACAUCACCGUAGACAACUUGAGCAGAAGGAGUUCGGCCAAUGAGAGGACAAGGACAACCAGUGGGCCCAUUGUGGGAGCCUGCCCAAGUGGCAGAUGUCCCAGAGUGCUUCCUGCUAUCACAAUAAAGAGCAGUGGCCUUUCUCGCUUUACUCUUAUUAGUUGUCUGACAUCCUUUAUCCAAGGGUGACUUGCAUCAUUUCAGAUACAGUCGGUUACGUUUGUUUUUGUCUUUCCAGUUGGAGCCCAGGCAGGUGAAGUGACUUGCCGAGUGUCACACAGUGGUGUCAGUAGUGGCAUUUGAACCCACAGCCUCAGGGUUUGAAGUCCAAAGCCUGAAUUUCUCCACAGUGUUGCUCUUUGUUCCAUCUAUUGGCCUUCAUUCUGGGCUUUGAUGGCCUGCCAGCACUUUCUGAUUAAAAAUAAGAAGGCCCACCUACACCGAGCACAGCGGAGGCCCCUUUCUUCACCCUGACAUCUCCCUUCUGCUUUUCCUCACUGAUUUCAUCCCAUUGAUCCCAAGGUUGCCAUCACGUCCGUCAGUGAUUACCGUUUUCCACACAGUUCUUUGCAGUGGGCUCUACCGUUGAGGUCAGUUCAGAUCCCAUGUUCUCAAACUUCUAGCUCUUCCAAAGGGGACAGCUGAUCUCCUCCCAAACAUUGUCUGGCUGGUCCCAGCACAACCUCACGACUCAUUUGGAUCUUCUCAGCAGUGGCUCCAUUUUUAAGAUCCAAGUCAACACUGAGGUGUGAUCAGUGGGUCCAGACCUUUAGAUCUGAUGACUACAAAGCUGACCAGUGGCCUUUAGCCCGAGGGUACCAGAGAUGGAUCAGUACAAAAAGGUUGACUUUCAGUAUUGAUACCCAAAUGGUACUGAAGAAAAUAAUUGAGAACGUCCUCCUUCCCGAUGUUUUGUACCCCCCAGCCCAUAGACACGUGCACCUCCCUGCUACGCUGCAGUCCUCUAAUCAUUAUGAAGA